ACAAACACAGAAGAAGAAAACACACUCACAUGUUUACGUCUGGCAUGGAGCGGUGGUGAAUGAUGGCACAGAAGCGGAUGGUUUCGGUCCUGUGGUCCAUCGGGAGAUCCAGCGCUCACCGUCAUGCCUUCAUUCCGAUGUCUGGACACUGCAGCUCCAGUCCAAUCAUCCAGAAACCUCCUCCGCUUCACUCAGAGAACGAAUCUCUUCUGGAGAACCUCUCCAGCAUGGGUGUGGACCUCAACAUGGCCCGGCGACGGCAGCCAGGCGUUCUGCGAAAGCUCCUCACCAACGAACAAGGUCUGGCUCAAUUCCUGAAGAGUAAAGGUGCCGACCAGGAGACCGUCGCCAGCAUCAUCUCUCGUUUCCCUCGAUCCAUCACACGCUCGUGCGAGCACCUGGAGGAACGCUGGAAGCUCUGGAGAAACAUCUUCAAAAACGACAGCGAGGUGGUUGGAAUUCUGUCGAGGUCGCCCGAGUCUUUUUUCCGUUCCAGCGACAACGAAAACCUGCAGGAGAACAUCACUUUCCUGAGAUCUUUGGGAAUCACUCCUAAAGAUCUGCACCGGCUGCUGACCACGGCGCCGCGGACGUUCUCCAACAGCGUAGAGCUCAACAGGAACAUGGUGGAACUUCUCCAGGGCAUUUGCUUGAGUCUGGGGGGAAAAGAUCAUGAACACUUUGCCAAAACCAUCAUCUCUAAGAACUUGUACAUCCUGAUCCGCAGCACCAAUCGGGUGAAAGCCAACGUGAACUUUCUGCUGAGCUCGCUGACAUUGAGUCACGCAGAGGCGCUGCUUUUACUGCAGAGUCAUGGCGCUCAGAUCCUGGACCUGUCACAUGAGAGUCUGAAGCGAAACUUCAAAAACCUGCAGGUGAAACUUCAGUGUCUGGGCUGCAGCAAAGCCGACUUUAAGAAGAUGAUUCUCAACCACUCGCUCGUGCUCUUCAUCUCAUCAGAACGUCUGAAUGUGAAACUGGACUGUCUGAUGGACGCUGGGAUUCACAUCCAUCAGAUCAUACAGAAACCAAAGGUUCUUGACUUCAGUCUGGACAUUCUGAAGCAGCGACUGCAGGAUCUCAGCAGACUGGGUUAUGACUUUCAGAAGAACGGCAUCGCUGUCUUAGACUCAAGCAAAAAACGAUUUCAUGCUAAAAUAGAGAGACUGGGCCCUCUAGAGUAAGAGAGAAAUCCAUCGGAACUCUGAUGCUUUCUCAUCUGAAUAAAAAGGCGAUGUCAACCCUGUGCUGUUUCUACUGUUCCUAAUGUAUAAAUAAUGAAGAAAUAAAUCUUGUGCUCAUGAA
Messenger RNA from Triplophysa dalaica, 1305 nucleotides. Its product is annotated as transcription termination factor 1a, mitochondrial. Gene Ontology annotation, biological process: regulation of DNA-templated transcription; termination of mitochondrial transcription. The record is from RefSeq and is a predicted model, not a curated record. The transcript is spliced from 2 exons. Gene Ontology annotation, molecular function: double-stranded DNA binding. NCBI's taxonomy places the organism in Eukaryota, Metazoa, Chordata, Actinopteri, Cypriniformes, Nemacheilidae. Bases 60 to 1184 code for a protein of 374 amino acids. Gene Ontology annotation, cellular component: mitochondrial matrix.